GCACAAGGGAUAGAUAAUUGAAUGAAAAGAGCGAGCAAAGGGAAAAUAGAGAAAGAAAUGUGAAGAUAAAUGAGAACUCAAUAAAAAAGCUCACAGUUUUCUUUUUCUAUUUUAUUCAGAACGUUCUUGGAUUUCUUUUUAAAACUUUCAUGCUUUGUUUGUUUUUCUCGGGAAACAAACACAAAGAAUACAUUUUUUGAAUUUUGGAGCUUUGAAAUGGAGAAAAGCUGUGAGUUCUGCACAACUUCAAGACCAGUUGUUUAUUGCAAGUCUGAUGCAGCGCACCUGUGCCUUUCUUGCGACGCGAAGGUCCAUUCGGCCAAUGCACUUUCAAACCGGCAUCUUCGUACCCUCCUCUGUGACUUGUGCCGGCACCGUCCAUCACAUGUUUGUUGUUUCAAUCACAGAAUGUUCUUGUGUCGUGUUUGUGACCAAAGUGUCCAUGAUGUUUCUUCUCACCACCUCCACCAGAGACGAGCAGUUAGUAGCUAUUUGGGGUGCCCUUCGGCUAAGGAUUUUGCAGCAUUGUGGGGUUUUGAAUUGAAUGAAUUGGAUAACAAUGCUACUCAAGACCAGGCUUUGUCCAAUUCAUGUAUUUCUAUGAAUCCCAUAGCAGUUGAACCUGGGAACUUAAGGCAGUCUUCUUUGGGAGCCGGAGUCUCUUUGAGUAAAUCCGGCAUGACUUCUCUCGCUGCUGCAGGACACAACUCUGGAUCAAACUGUCAACGAACCAAGGUUAUUAGCAGAGUUCAGCAAUUGAAAAAUACUUCACUGAUUCUACAACAGAUUAUUGACCUGAAAAAAUUUCAGCUCACUGAGGGAGAUUGCCAUUUGCCUCUCAAUUGUAGCCUAGAACAAGCAGACACAUCUUCUUCAAUAUGCAACUCUUCAAAAAACGAUGAUAGUAAUCUAGUCCAAGAUACUGAUACAAAUAUCCACCAAAGUGACAAUCCGCUCGAGGAGCUAAAUACGGAUAUGGAGAACCUAUUGUCGUCUUCAACUUCCGGGAUGCCUUUUUACGGAGAAUCUAUUUGGCAAUGUAAAAGUCCAAUCCGCAAUAGUCAGUUAUGGUCCCAAAAUAUGCAAGAUCUUGGAGUUUGUGAAGACACAUUUUGCCAAGAUGAUUUUAACAUACCUGAUAUUGAUUUAUCUUUCCGCAACUUUGAAGACCUUUUUGGUGUUGAUCAACACCCGACCAGGGGACCGCUUGCUAGUAAAGAUGUUCCAAGCUCAUCUAUGAAGAAGAAGGCCUUCAACAACUCCAAUAAUGUUAAUGCCAUAUCAAUGGAGAUUUUAGGAUUUGGAGAUAUGGCCAGGAAUAAUAAUUGAAGAGCUAAAGGAAUGGGAAAUAAGGGAUCUGAUGGUCGGAGGCAACAAUACUCUAACAGGGUUAGUUCUAAUAGUCUUACAACGACAAAAGCUCCUGACAAGUACAGGGAACUUUCAAUCCUUACUGAAGGGAAUGAGUGAUCCUGUUCAACAAAACAUGAAGAGAUGGUACGACUGUUGGAAGUUGGGGUCUUCAGGUUGUCAAAUUAUGCUUAUGGAUUUUCUAUUCGUGACAGAGUGAACCCCAUAAGUUAUGUAGUCAGAGGGUUUUCUCGAAACCACCAUGGGAUCAUUUCUAUAUUUAUCCAAGAUUGCGCUCUCAUUUCUUCAUUUCCAUGGUGUCUUUUAAUAAGAUACAAUCUUCCAUUUUAAGCCCUAAGUUGUUGUGGAAUUGACAUUGAUCCCUAAAGCUACCUUCAAAACUACUAGACUUCAUAAGUGGUGUAGUUGUCAAACUUACAAUAUGGGCCUUGCCUUCUCCUAUCCUUGAAUGACUCAAAAUGAGAAGAAACAUUUCUUGACGAAUUGAAACUCCUUAGUGAAUUGGAAGAGCGCGAGUGUUGUUGGCUAUUAGAGUAUGCAAAUGUGUUAGGCAAGUUGUAUGUUAUCAAGACUAGUAUUCUGUUAGCAGAAGUUAGCCUACCUUCCUCAUGUAUAUAAACCAGUUCUCUAUACUGAUAUAAACAGAUUAACAAUACAAUAAUAUUUCAAUCAACUCUCUUUUAUUCUUUCAAUUUUCUUUUAGUUUGUUUUCAAUUUUAUAGAGCUACUAACAUGGUAUCAGUUGCCUAGUCCUAGUACCUGAUUUCUCUUUCGCAACAUGGCACCAUCAGUCGAUUCUAUCUCUGCUGAUCCUGUGAGUUAGACCUUCUCCAGCACACAUCUAAUCCAUUCAUUUCCG
This is a messenger RNA of Gossypium arboreum, 2230 nucleotides long. RefSeq names its product putative zinc finger protein At1g68190. The transcript is spliced from 5 exons. Gene Ontology annotation, molecular function: zinc ion binding. Lineage: Eukaryota; Viridiplantae; Streptophyta; Magnoliopsida; Malvales; Malvaceae. Bases 217 to 1329 code for a protein of 370 amino acids. The record is from RefSeq and is a predicted model, not a curated record.